AUGUACCGAUUCGUAGUGCUGCUUACGCUAGCCACACUAGUUCUCGCCAAAGUCGGCGAGCCCGAGAAGGAUGAGCCGGUUGCUGUUAAGGUAGAAAUUCCAAAACUUUUCAAAGUUGACCUAUAUCUCUUGCAGAUUCCGACGAAACGAUCAGUGUCGGAGCCACCCAAAGACGACGAGAUGGCGGUGAAGAUUCCGAUGCGUGCGAAGCGAGGAAUCGCCAUCCAUCCGUGGCAGUGGGAGACACAGUGAGUGACCGUUCUCUCUUCCCCCUCUUCUCACUAAAACUCCUCUCCUUCCAGUCUGUGGCCGAACGCCGAAGUGCCCUAUGACAUCGCCGCGCACUACACCGCCGCCGAGCGAGCAAUCAUUCUGUCUGCCAUGGACGCGUUCCGCGACGUCUCCUGCAUCCGCUUCCGUCCGCGUCACGCCUCCGACCGUCAUUACCUACAGAUCAACAAGUACUACAAGCUCGAGCGUUGCUUCUCGUACAUUGGCCGUCAGACCAGCCGCUGGCUCUUCGGCACCGCCGCCGGAAACGUGGAGACUCGCAUGAAGCUCGACCCGUCUUGCCUUCUGUACAAUGGUCGGGGGACCGUGAUGCACGAGCUCAUGCACAUCCUCGGCUUCUACCACGAACACCAGCGGGACGACCGUGAUCGUCGCAUCUCCGGCUCGGCCUACCACUACAACUUCAAGAUCUAUCAGCGCGCCAAGUCGUACUACAUGGGCGGAUACGACGCCAACUCCAUCAUGCACUACAACUUUGGCGGUGUGCCGUGGCAGAAGCGCGACCGAUUCUCGGCUUCCGACAUUCAGCACAUCAACACGUUGUACAAGUGCGGCAAUCGGGUCGUCGUCAGCCGAGUGUCGUCGCCUUCCACGACCACCACUACUACGGUAAGUGAUGCGCGAAGCGGUCGGAAGAGACCUAAUCACGGUGAUGGGGAAGGUCGGGAAAAGAGGAAAGCGGGAACCUGUUCUUGUUGCAACUUGGCCAGGCGGCAAAAUGAACUUGAUAAGAGAGGCACAACUCGAUUACGUGUUUGCUUUUCAGAAAGCGCCUCGUCUCGUGGAAUUGUACGAUAAGAAGGCGAUCGAGUCGAACAAUUUGUUCCGCAGAAGACGUUCAUAA
Molecule: messenger RNA, 1135 nt
Organism: Caenorhabditis sp. 36 PRJEB53466
Lineage: Eukaryota; Metazoa; Nematoda; Chromadorea; Rhabditida; Rhabditidae
Source: the annotation of a GenBank genome assembly